Aspergillus tanneri is the source of this 549-nucleotide messenger RNA. RefSeq lists its product as uncharacterized. The transcript is spliced from 2 exons. Lineage: Eukaryota; Fungi; Ascomycota; Eurotiomycetes; Eurotiales; Aspergillaceae. The coding region runs from base 1 to 549 and encodes 182 amino acids. The record is from RefSeq and is a predicted model, not a curated record.
AUGCCAGACAACUGGAAGUAUUCCCUUGCUGGUCUUUUUAAUCUUGCCGUAUUUGACGAAACCCAUACCCUUCGCAACCCAACCUCGUCACAUUCAUGUUUCCAAGUGGGUGCGGGCCGAGUUCAACCUGCUGCUGCCAGCUACACUUAUAAUGCAGAAGAUGCAGCAACUGCAGGCUACGGGAAUGAAAAAAUUUUCCAGCUUCCAGCUGGCCAUGAGUUUGAAGCAAUGCUGACAUCCGAAGAAGUUGUUGAGCAAUGGAUAUUGCACCCGGAGGUGGGAAGCGAAGUAGCAGGACAGCGAAUGCGAUGGAUCCUCGAGCUGCUUAUGAUUAGGCGAACCCUGACGUCCGAGAUUCCUUUUAACUCUGGACAUAGAAUAGGCAGCGAUAUUCCGGGCGCACAGAAACAGAUUGUGAGUGCCAGCUUUGAUGACUAUGAAAGGGCGACCUACAAAGCUGCUGAAAAAAACAUAUUCGGGGCCUGUUUGUCGAAGAUGAGAACACAGCCGGGAAGUUCCAUUUCCACAACGGGAAACUGCGAAAAUUAG